Osmerus eperlanus (European smelt) is the source of this 2997-nucleotide messenger RNA. RefSeq names its product anosmin 1b (gene anos1b). Gene Ontology annotation, biological process: neuron differentiation. The transcript has 14 exons. Lineage: Eukaryota; Metazoa; Chordata; Actinopteri; Osmeriformes; Osmeridae. Gene Ontology annotation, cellular component: cell surface; extracellular region. Gene Ontology annotation, molecular function: peptidase inhibitor activity; protein binding. The record is from RefSeq and is a predicted model, not a curated record. Bases 138 to 2147 code for a protein of 669 amino acids.
UCUCGAGUGUCAGUCUCCAAACGUCAGUCUUUCAGUUAGACAGACCGACACACGAGACAGAUUGAACGAUUGAAACUAACAAACUCUUGAUCUUAAAAACUAGAACCCAAAAGCAUAUUCACCUACUCGCAAACAGAAUGUCUCUUUGGCGGGUUUGUCUUGUGCUGAUGGGCAGUGUGAUAGCGCAGACCUCCGCGCGCAGGACGGAUGCUGAGCACGGGGAGGUUUUGGAGAAAAUCAACAGCGCAAGAUGCACUUCACGCUGCCUGACGCUUCACAUGACUCAGUUAACAGCUUCUUUUAAACAUCUUCAGAGUGAUGAUGUUCUGGUCUGGUGUGAGAACCACAGACGCUGUGCACAGUGUCUCCAGCCAUGCAAGGAAUUGUGGGAAACCAGAAAGGCUCUGUCCCAGAAAUCAUGUGAGAAGCAUCAUGAGUGUUUGACCAGCUGGGAGUUCCUGGUGUCUCUGAGGACAGCCAAGCAAGGGGACUGCCCCCCUCCUCAGAGAGCCACUGGAUUCGCCGCCGCCUGCGUGGAGAGCUGCUCGUCGGACCGCCACUGCUCCUCCUCCAAGAAGUGCUGCUCCAAUGGCUGUGGACACACCUGCCAGACCCCAGCCAAUCUCUUCAAGGGGGUGCCCCUGAAGCCCAGGAGAGAGAUGACCUUCCUGGAGGACCGUCAGGGUCACCUAGAGGUCACAUGGAUGUCAAAGUUCAACGUGACCAUCGAGCCAGUGCUGUACGUGCUGCAGAGGAGAUGGAACAUGGGCAUCCUGCCUAGCGAAGACCACGCCUCCACCUGGCACACCGUUGCCAUGACCAUGGAGGAGCGGGCUGUGCAGAAGGACGUGCGACCCCAGCGCUGGUACCAGUUCAGGGUGAGCGCCGUCAACAGCCAGGGCACGCGGGGCUUCACCACGCCCAGCAAACCCUUCUACUCCACCCGAGACCCGUUCCCCCCGGAGCCCCCCCAGCGCGUGCGUGUGGGUAACGAGACCCUGGGGGAGGAUGGCAGGGUGGGGCUGCUGCUCCUCUGGGACCCCCCCAGAGAGGGGGACCUGCCCCUGCACCACUACAAGGUGACCUGGACCCCCCGGCAUGAACCUCGCCACACCGCCGGACACGACAGGAAGGACAACGCCAGGGUCACAGACGGGACGGUGUGUGAGAUGGAGCUGCCAGGCCUGCUGUCCGGGUCGGCCUACCUGCUGCAGGUGCAGGCUGUGACCUACUGGGGGCAGAAACGUAUGAAAAGCAGCCGCACCCAGCUCCCCUUCACCACGGCAACCAACACGGCAUCCUCCAUCCUCCCCCCCGGCCCCCCAGCCCAAGAAAGCUUGCCGGGGGAGUUCUCCAAUGAGCUCCCCUCCGCCCCCAACCCCGCCCCCCACCCUGACCCAGACCCAGUCCUCGCCAACCUGCGCCUGGAGGUCGCCGCCCCCCAUUACCACGACAACCAGCUGCAGGUCAAGGUUUUCUGGAAGAGGCGUCACCACCAAGAAAGCCCCAAGGACACGGGCACGUAUGUGCUGAGGUGGUACCCACACGCGUGUACCAGCAACGCCACCAAGACGGAGAGGAGGACCACUGUGCAGGGAACCCAUUACAUCAUCACAGGGUUGUUGUUUGGCUGUAAGUACAGCGUUUCCGUGGCACCCGUGGUUACAGAGGAGGACCUGAGGUCUGAGGCUGUUGCUUGGGUGACAACCCCUGCAUGUUCAUCAGUGAAAGGCAGGGGGGCCAAAGCCAUGCCCUGUGUCGGGGAAGAGCGCCCUCAGGUGUCUAAAAAGGUGGUACUGCGGCCGGAGAAGCUGACAGCGGAAUUCCACACGGUCAACGGUUCCCUGGUCGGCCUGUUCAGCUGGCAGCUGUCCCAGAAUGCACUGGGGCAAACACCUAUCGCUGGCUUCCAAUUCACCUGGGCACAGCUGUCUGUCAGCGCUGGGGUAGCCAUGGCAACCGAGGGCCAUGACUUCCUCAUAUCUCAGACGCAGAUAGUGGCCCCGGACCAGCGGUCCUUGACGGUGGAAGGCCUGCACCCGGAGAGUGUGUACCAGCUGCAGGUCCAGGUGCUGUCAGAAGGGGCCAGCGGGGCCUCUGUGUCCCGCACCCUCCACACCCCCUCCCUCAACGCCUCCCUGCGAUGAGCCUGAGCUACGGGAACCCGGAUAUGACAUCAACACUCGGUCUCACCUUUAACCCCACCCUCCGUUCCACCAAUCGCCUGUGGCCUCUGCUCCAUCCUCUGCUGCUUCUCACCAUCGUGGGUGGAGUAGAAACACCGACGCCAUUCACAAGAUGGUCACCCUCCCACUAGAAGACCCCGACGUCGACUCCGAAAACGACCGUUGAAUAUGCGACCCGUGUAUGUUUAGAGUUGAGAUAUUUCAGUCCCAGUUUUGUUGUGUGUAAUUAUGCUGGUCUUUUUUUUUAACUUAGCACUGAUGUAUGUAGAUGAAACGUGUCGUCCACCUGCCCUUAGUACUCUCCAGUGUGUGUAAUAAUAUAGUUUCAAACUGUCUCAGCUCACAGUAAAAUUCCCUGUAGUUUUUUUUUAUUGUGUAUCAUAAGUUAUUUUAAGUACAUGUAUGAUAACCCCAUAGUAUUUUUAAUGUUAGCCUCUUAGUUACAUUUUUGAAUUUUUAUUUAUUGUUUUGUGUAAUUAAAUACUUUUAUGGUAUGUUCUUAACACGUGUGACCACAGAUAGAGUAAGGUAAAGGUUUGCCAUAAGAUGGAGAAAGAGAGAGUUGUGUUUCUGUUGAGAGCUCUCAUCCUCGCAGUCCAGUCCAUAACAUUCAGAACCCAGUCACAGCUUAGCAUCGCUGCCCUUUUAACUACAGCGCAAUCGACAGAAACACAAUACAUUGUUCUGCGAUUGUUUUUGUCUACUUUGUAUCAUAGUAUAGUAUAAUCCCUUUUGUAAAUAUACUGCUUGAUGUUAUGUAAACGAGUAGGUCAUUAUUGCCAUACAGUCGAAUAAAAAAUGUCAAAACAAA